GUUCGAGAAACUUGACAUAUCACGGCACGAACCUCUUACUUAUCCCCGGAGAUAUCCUUUCUCGCUAGAUGAAGGAUCUCGGUUCGUUCUCCGAGUCUUUCUUUACUGCUAUUUCGCUACUCGCUAGGGUCAUCGCCAUCUUACCCCCAUUCUAUAGCUGUACUCUGCCAUUUCCCCACCGUCAGGCGUUCGCGGGACUACUUAGUUUCCAAUGCUUCAUUCUAAAUCAGCAUUUUUGGGUGAGCGAACCCUCUUCAUGUUCCAAGGGGACACACUAUUUCCGUCAUCUUAGCCAGUUCAAAGCACAUGUCAAUGACGUUUUCUUUUCGCUCCACCUCAAGCUUCUCCAUGUCUACAAGUGGCGGUGGGAGGAUCAUCUUCAGAUGAGUCUCUUCAAGGUGGCGAAGCAACGUUCGCUCUGUGUAUUCUUUGUGGUGUGAAAGUGUCAUCUUCUCCCAGGCUUUGCGAGGACACAUAACGUUAGAUUGGAACCAAUGUAUUUCGUAUGCCAACUUCGACACGCAUGCGUCUACACAAUGCAGUGAAAAAAUGAUACCCAUUUCUACGUACAAAUUGCAACAGUGCAAUCUUCCAUGCCGAUUCUCCUAGCGCAGACCCAUAGACCUAUAGCUCUGCUACUCGACUCAUCCAUGAACG
Messenger RNA from Paraphaeosphaeria sporulosa, 657 nucleotides. RefSeq lists its product as uncharacterized. The record is from RefSeq and is a predicted model, not a curated record. The transcript has a single exon. Lineage: Eukaryota; Fungi; Ascomycota; Dothideomycetes; Pleosporales; Didymosphaeriaceae. The coding region runs from base 69 to 440 and encodes 123 amino acids.